AUGAUCCCUCUCCCACUCACACGACGAAUACCGGGCGCGUACCUACGCGCUUCGCUCACGCGGGCCUACACUCCUGGCUCUAAUUCCUCUUCUUCCGGUCAACGCCCAACUACGGUGCACCCUCAUGCCGCCCAUGCAGCCAACAAACCCAUAACAAAGCCGAAAGUGCCUCCUACGUCGAAGCCGACACCACAUGCGCAUGCGCACGGGCCAGCACAUGCCAGUCAGUUCGCUUCGCCGAUAAAGCUUGCCAGCGCUACGCCCCCGUCACCCCGACACGAGGUGCAUGAGGGCACAUCUGCGCUCUCCGUGCCGUUCAACUUCCCGGGGGCGGGAGGCGGGUCUGGUCCUGGAGGCGCAUCUACCGGGGGAGCAAGUACUGGGAAUCCCUUGCUAGAUGCUGCAUUAACUACCAUCGUCGGUCUCGGCAUGGUGUUCCUCGGGGGUGUUGGGUACAUAAAAUGGUACAAGAAGAACGUCCUUGACAAAAUCGAGCUCGCCUUCGCGCCAGGGUACGAUCCGGCGCUGGAGCUGGCGAACGCGUCGAAGAAGGGUCACACACAGCACACGCACGGUAUGUCUGAUUGGUUGCGGAAAGAGCAGGACUUGAUAGAUAGGAUGAUCAAGGGUGAAGAGGCGGGGCAUUAUUUCAUUCUACUUGGACCUAAAGGCUCCGGUAAGGGUACCAUGAUCUUUGACGCUAUGUCCACCAUCGACGCCGACGGCGUCGCCAUGUGCGACGCGCACCCUGACCUCGAGGUCUUUCGCCUGCGCCUCGGCAAGGCCCUGAACUACGAAUUCAACGAGGACACACAGACGGGGCUGUUCCAGAGAAGAGAUCCGCGCGAGGGGGGGCCGUCGUUGGAUAUUGAACGAGCCCUCAACAAGCUCGAGAAAGUCGCGCUCUCAUUGCACGCGCGCCGGCAUAAACCUAUCGUGCUCAUCAUCAACAAUGUGCACUACUUCAAGAACGAUGACGAGGGCAAGAACAUGCUAUUACAGCUGCAGCAGAAGGCAGAGGCGUGGGCGGCGAGUGGGGUGUGUACGAUUCUGUUUAGCUCCGACGACUACUGGCCGUUCUACCACCUGCGCAGGUCUGCGACCCGCAUGCACGUCCUAUCCAUAUACGACUUGAAUUAUAAGGAGUCGGUGCACGCGUUGAAGCGUAUGCGACAAUCCGAUGACCAGGAGACCACCCCCACCAAGAAACGCGACGUCUUCUCCGAAAUCGUCGCAAAGGUCGGCGGGCGGCUCGGCUACCUCAACAAGGUCGCGCGGCACAAGGAUAUGCACGAGAUGGCGGACCACCUGCUGAGCGUUGAGAAGGCGUCGCUCCUCAGCCAGAUUGGGCUCAUUGCGGACCAUGACGACGACGUUAUGGACGAGCAAAAAUGGUCCUCCUGUUCAUGGCUGCUCCUUCGCGAAUUCGUGCGCGCGCGGUACGAGCAGGAGAAAGAGCAUCUCGCAUCCUGUUUGGCGAAGGGUAUCAAGGAGGAGGAUGUCGAUUAUAGCGGGCUGGACUUACCCAAGAUCAGUUACUAUCGCUCACGCCAAAUAAUGACGCGCACGGACUUCCUCGAGGACCUCGACCGCGCAAACAUCAUCUCCAUCGACGCGCACCACGACAUCCGUCCAGACUCCAUGCUCAUCCUCCACGCCGCGCGGGAGAUGUGCGAAGAGGAGGGCUUCGACGAGCUGCUGGACGAGGUUCGGGACAGGAUCGACGAAAUUGAGAGUCUGCAUCGGACGAGGGAGUUGACUGUGAGUGACUUCACUGAAUUGAUCAAGUUGAUUUUGGGAGUAGGAGAGGAGCGGGGGAAAUGGAGCUGA
Messenger RNA from Pleurotus ostreatus (oyster mushroom), 1830 nucleotides. RefSeq lists its product as uncharacterized. The coding region runs from base 1 to 1830 and encodes 609 amino acids. NCBI's taxonomy places the organism in Eukaryota, Fungi, Basidiomycota, Agaricomycetes, Agaricales, Pleurotaceae. The transcript has 9 exons. The record is from RefSeq and is a predicted model, not a curated record.